AGCACCGCACAGUAUAAAUGUGACUUGAACACCGCGAACAUGGCUUUCCCUGGUAAUAUUAAUAUCCGAAAAUUUCAGAAUAUCCAACGUAUUGAGUGCAUUUGUAGUUGUGUCAAACCAAAUGUUAAAUUAAAGCAUUGACUGUUUCGGCCAAACGACGUUUGCGACACAAUCGAAUCCGCUACGGUCUUCACACCUACACCGGGGUUGUAUGUUGUAUGUGUGCGUUUAAAAUCAAUGAAGCGAAUUUGCUACUCGUGCGAGUGAAUAAGAACAGUUUUGUGACGCUUGCAAAAGCAAAAAAAAAAAGUGAACGCGUAGCAGAGCAGCGAACAAGGAGAACCCAACACACAUACAUACUGCACACGCUAAAAUGAACUCUACAAUCUAAAACAAUAAACGAAAAGUUAAAUAGGCGAUAUUUUCUACAAAAUCAUUAUCUGGUGGUGAAAAGUGGACAAAAUGCAUCAGCUAAAUGCAACGCGCAUGAGCUGAAGUGACAGCAAGCAGUCGCAGCAGACGUCGACGUCGACGCUAACGCUGACUCCGACGCCGCCAUAGGUAUGCUGCAGAGUUGCUAGCUCAGCACGCCGCGACAGCACCAACCGAAUCGUAACAUUUGCCAAAGAUUAGUUACAUAUAGUAAUAGAGCAGUUCGGAGUUUGAUUAUUUUAAGCAACCGAAUCACGAAUCACAAAUAUCAAUUGGAGAAUGACAUCCCGACUUGAUCGCCUUUUCAUAUUACUUGAGUCGGGCUCCACGGCAGCCACGCGCCACGCGGCUGCCAAGGAAAUUGGCGAGGUGCAGAAGCUAUAUCCACAUGAGUUGCACACGCUGCUCAACCGGCUGGUGGGAUAUCUGCACAGUGCCUCGUGGGAGACACGCAUUGCCGCCGCGCAGUCGGUGGAGGCGAUACUGAAGCAGGUGCCGCCAUGGCAGCCGGAGCUGCAGCUGGGCGCCAUUAAAUUGAAGAAAGAGCGCUCGGCGAGCGAUGCCGCCGAAGAGGACAGCUGUCAAUCGAAUGCCUCUUCGUCGACUACGACGACGCCAUGCAGUGAGCGAUUGCUCAGCUUUGAUGAGUUCGAUUUACAGCAGAUUUUACAGAAAGGCGCCCGACUGAUCGGCUCUGAGGGGAACGAAUUCGAUGUGCAGGAGGAGCAGCCUGCCAGCGGCGGCGCCGCCGAAGAUCAGAGCGAGGCCGGUCGACUGUGUCGCCAGCGUGCGCUGCUCAACGACAAACUGGGCCUCACCACUGCCGCCAAGCUGGGCGUCAAUCUGACUGACAUGAUCACCGAUGAGGAUGUGGCAUUGGCGCGCUCUGGCACCAGCUACAAUGUGAAUGCCGAGAAGCUGCCUGUGGAGCACAUACUGAAUAUCAAGCAAGCCAACGGAGGAGGAGUAGGUGCUGUCAGUGCCUCGGGCCAGCGGCUCAGUUGCCGUGAGAUGAAUCGCGCCAAGCGCAAAGCGCGUCAAAGCACCGCCAAUUCCGCCUCCGUAGUCACGCCCACUUGCAGUCGCCGCAAUUCAACAGCUGGCGCCGGCAGCAACAGCAGCAGCGGCAGCAGCUGCAGCAACAACAACAAAAGCAACGGUGCCACAGUCACAGGCGAUGAGCCAGAGAAGAAAAAACUGAAAGCAAACGACAGACACGAGAUUUUCUACAGCUUAAAUGCCGCUGUGCCAGAUGCGACGGGCAAUUGGGUCGAUGCUGUCUCGUGGCCCCUGGAGAACUUCUGUGCGCGACUCUUUAUUGAUCUCUUUCACGCCAAGUGGGAGGUUCGCCAUGGGGCGGCCACUGCGCUGCGGCAGCUCAUCAAUUUGCACGGCAAGGGGGCAGGCAAGUGCGUGCAGCAGAGCCCGGAGCAAAUGCACGAGGCGCACGGUCGAUGGCUGGAGGAUGCUGCAAUUCGGUUGCUGUGUGUGCUAUGCCUUGACCGAUUCGGAGACUUUGUGUCUGAUCAGGUUGUAGCUCCAGUGCGUGAGACAUGCGCCCAAGUGCUGGGCACCCUGGUCAAGGCAAUCGAUGAGCCCAAAGUUCACCGCAUUGUGGACAUUCUGCUUCAGCUAAUACGCCACAAGAACGAGUGGGAGGUGCGCCAUGGCGGCCUGCUGGGCCUCAAGUAUGUGUUUGUCGUGCGCGAGGAACUCUUGUCCAUUCACCUGCCCAAGUCUAUAUCGGACAUAUUAUCGGGUCUACUGGAUGCCGUUGAUGAUGUGGGCGCGGUAGCGGCAGCGACGCUAAUCCCAGUAGCCGUGUGGCUGCCACAGCUGCUGAAUGCAGCACAAGUGUCGUCCAUCGUGAAGAUGCUGUGGGAUUUGCUGCUCGAUCAGGAUGAGCUAACCUCGGCUUGCAACAGCUUCAUGGGUUUGUUGGCAGCCAUACUAUGUUUGCCACGAGCAGCCAGCUGGAUCGAAAUGGAACCCAUAGGCAGCUUGGUGCCACGCCUAUUUCCGUUCCUGUCCCACAGCACUAGCUCGGUGCGUCGCUCGACACUGAAGACGCUGCUCACCCUAACGAGCGGCGGCGAGGCUGAGCCUAAACAAACACCAUCUGACGUCAAACUGGAGCCAGAUAAGGGAGACGGCAGCACCAAUGGCCAGCAAAAGGUGCUGAAGCUCAACUUUGGCGUCGUGGACUGGAACUGGCAACUGCUUCAGCAGGCCCUGCGUCACAUUUACCAGCGUAUUUUAGUUGAGCCGCAGGAAGACAUACAGAGUUUGGCAUAUCAGGUCUGGUCCAAUCUCAUCAAGCAUGCGAAUUUGGGUGCGCUGCUGCACGCAGCCUGCCCGCACGUCUCAUCCUGGAUAUGCCUGGCCAUGCAACCGCCACGUCUGGCCUUUGAUUCGUCCGUUAUCAUCAGAGCUAUUGGCGAUGCUGCUUCUGUAUCGGUGGCCAGCACGCGGCGUCGCACCCCUCGAAUGGGCGACGAUUUGGGCGGAGUUGCCUUGGCUCAUACAAAUGCCAUGCAGAAGUUGUAUUUGGGCGGAAGUGAGGCGACACCACUAGAGGUUCGGGAAGCGAAUUUUAUGCGUGCGCGUAUCACAGCCUCGCGAGCUCUGGGCGCUCUCUCACACUACCUGGUGCAGCCGGCGCCGGGUGUGCUUUAUACUCCACAGGUGGAGAGUCCCACGGAAUGCUAUACCAAAGUGCUACUGGGCCACUUAAAUGCGCACUCGGCGGUGCAGCGCAUUGUAUGCGGUUUGAUAAUUGCCUUCUGGGCGCUGGAGAAUGAGCCCGUGCGACCUGGACCACCAAAUCUGCAGGCAAAGCUGCAUCUAUGUGUGUCAGAGUAUUUUUACUACGACGAGGUGGCCAUGUCGCUAACACGACUGCUGCAGGAGGCACAGGACUUUAUAGCGACACUAAAGCAAAACAAAAUACCAAUCAACGACUUCAAUAAUGCCAAGAUUCUCACGCUUGAUCAGAUCGAAGCGGUGGCCAACCCGCUGAGUGACAAUCUGCGCAGCUAUACGCUAAAACCAAAGGUUCUGGAUAUGCUGCUGGAACGAAAGCGCAGCCUGCAGACCUCCUAUCAGCAGACGACAAGUGAGCAGGGCGCCUAUCACGUCAGCGCUCAGGCGGCCUUGGCCAGUGCUAUCUGCGCGCUGCAUUGUCUUCCUGACAAGCUAAAUCCCGUUGUCAAGCCAUUGAUGGAGUCGAUCAAGCGAGAGCAGUGUAUUCCCUUGCAGCAACUAUCAGCCGAAUUCUUGGUGCACCUCAUGGAUCAAGUUUGUGACAGAAAUCCUAGUCCCAAUAGCAAAAUCUUGAACAAUCUCUGUACACUGCUGCGCAGCGAUACGGAGCAUACCCCCAAACUGGAUAUGCCGUUGCACACGUUGUUGGAGACACGGCCGACUACCAGUGUUAGUGAAAACGACAAUUGCAAUUAUUACGGAAUACUUACGCUUAAGCAGCAACAGGCUGCAACCAGUGCAGCCAGCAGCGGCAGCAGCGCGGGCACACGAACGGGCACCACACCCCUGGCAACGACGCCGAGGGGACCGGGCAGGCCGCCGGCCAGUGAAGUAUUAGCUGCGGCGGCGGCGGCUGCGGCCAGUUGUGAUUUCAGUACCCGACAGGCCAAAGAGGCCGAGGCGCGACAGUGUCGAACUCAGCGAUUGGGAGCAGCCUGCGCCAUAGCCAAGCUCUGCAGCACAUUCGGGGAGCGCAUUGUGGAAAAGGUGCCCAUAUUUCAGCAGUUAAUGUUCGGCAAGCUGGAGCAAUUCGUGGCUAGCACGGAUGCACAGACGCUAGCUAGCACGCUCCCGGAACUAACGUCAUGCAACGAUUUGAUCAGCUCACUGCAGCUUAUCGAAACGGCGGCGCCGCAUUUGCACGUUGCGCUGCAUGAGCAGCUGUUUGCGCUUCUGCCACAUCUCGGUUUCAUUGUGCGGCAUCCUCUGAAGGUAUUGCGUCACAUGGCAGCUCGGUGCAUCGCCAUCUUGGCUGAGAUCGAUCCAUGUCGCACCAUGCAGUUUGUGGUGACGGAGAUGCUGGGGCUGCUACUUAAGAUAGAGCAGCCGAUUGAGCGACAGGGCGCUGUGGAGGCUAUUGAGCGGAUAGUCAAUCGACUGCAAAUCCGCGUAGUGCCAUAUAUAGUUCUGCUAGUGGUGCCACUACUGGGUGCCAUGAGCGAUGCAGAUGAAUCGGUCCGCUUGCUGGCCACUCAUUCAUUUGCCACCCUAAUCCAACUGAUGCCAUUGGACAGCAGUGAGAGCGCGAACACAGCGGCACAGAUCAAAAGCGAGCCGUUGAUAGAGCGCAAGACGCGAGAUCGUGAGUUCCUCGACUAUUUAUUCGCGCCAAAGACUAUACCCGACUAUCAUGUGCCGGUGGCGCUUAGUGUGGAGCUGCGUGGCUAUCAGCAGGCAGGCGUCAACUGGUUGUGGUUCCUCAACAAGUACAAUCUGCACGGCAUACUCUGCGACGAUAUGGGGCUGGGCAAGACCCUCCAGACCAUCUGCAUAUUAGCCGGAGACCAUGUGCAGCGCCAGGAGGCCAAGCUGGCGCCACUUCCUAGCCUAGUCAUCUGCCCACCAACACUCACCGGCCACUGGGUGUACGAGGUGGAAAAGUUUCUGGCCCAGUCGCCUGUUUUGCGGCCUUUGCAUUACUUCGGCUUUCCCAUUGGCCGCGAGAAACUUCGGAGCCAAAUUGGCACUAGCUGCAAUCUGGUAGUCGCUUCAUACGACACCAUUCGGAAGGACAUUGAUUACUUCAGUGGCAUCCACUUCAACUACUGUGUGCUGGACGAGGGGCACAUCAUAAAAAACGGAAAGACGAAAAGCUCCAAAGCCAUAAAACAGAUUAAGGCGAACCAUAGGUUAAUCUUGUCUGGCACGCCCAUACAGAACAAUGUGCUGGAGUUGUGGUCGCUGUUUGAUUUCCUAAUGCCUGGCUUUCUGGGCACUGAGAAACAGUUUAUCCAACGGUACUCUCGGCCCAUAUUGGCCUCACGCGAUGGCAAAAGCUCGGCCAAGGAGCAGGAAGCUGGCGUGCUGGCCAUGGAGGCGCUACAUCGCCAGGUGUUGCCAUUCCUGCUGCGCCGUGUUAAAGAAGAUGUGCUGAAGGAUCUGCCGCCUAAAAUCACCCAGGAUCUGCUGUGCGAACUGAGUCCCUUGCAGCUGCGCCUUUACGAAGACUUUAGUAAUAAACAUUUGAAAGACUGUUUGGAUAAGUUGGACGAUACGGAGAAUCUCGGUACCAAAACACACAUAUUCCAGGCCCUACGCUAUUUGCAAAACGUUUGCAAUCACCCCAAGCUAGUGUUGCGCCAAUCCGGCGAUGAUCUCAGCAAUGUCGCCGCCCAGCUGGCACUCAACAAUAGCACACUGGAUGACAUCGAGCAUUCAGCUAAGCUGCCAGCCUUGAAGCAAUUACUUUUGGACUGCGGCAUAGGUGUUCAAACGGAGUCAGUCAGUCAGCAUCGGGCACUCAUCUUCUGCCAGCUAAAGGCUAUGCUUGAUAUUGUGGAACACGAUUUGUUGCGCAAGCAUUUACCCAGCGUUACAUAUCUGCGACUGGACGGUAGCGUGCCAGCGUCCUUGCGCCAGGAUAUUGUGAACAACUUCAACAGUGAUCCGAGCAUCGAUGUGCUGCUGCUGACCACUUUGGUUGGUGGCUUGGGUCUGAAUCUGACUGGCGCAGAUACUGUCAUUUUUGUGGAGCAUGACUGGAAUCCCAUGAAGGAUCUGCAAGCUAUGGAUCGUGCGCAUCGCAUUGGGCAAAAGAAAGUGGUCAACGUGUAUCGACUAAUUACACGCAACUCUCUCGAAGAGAAAAUCAUGAGCCUGCAAAAGUUUAAGAUCCUAACCGCUAAUACGGUCGUGAGUGCCGACAAUGCUUCGCUUCAGACUAUGGGCACCUCACAGAUCUUUGAUCUGUUCAAUGGCGGUAAUAACAAGGCCAGUAACAGCGGAACAGCCGCAACAGCCGCUGGAGGCAGUGGUGGCAUGUCCAUGAAUACCAUCAUUGAAAACCUCCCGGAGCUGUGGUCCGAGCACCAGUAUGAGGAAGAGUACGAUAUGGGCAACUUUGUGCAGGCUUUAAAGAAGUAGAUCCGCCACAAAUUUCCUUCCCCGACUCACAAAUUACACUCACACAAGCAUUCAAACUUCGUCAAAGAUGAGUCAAAUUUUUAUUUUAAUUUUUUGAGCACUUUGGAUAUUUUUUUAAUGUUUUUUUCUGUUCCUGUAGUAGUUGCAAGCGAAAAGCACUGAAGUUUAUAAUAAAUCGAAAUUAAAUUAA
Molecule: messenger RNA, 6748 nt
Organism: Drosophila mojavensis
Lineage: Eukaryota; Metazoa; Arthropoda; Insecta; Diptera; Drosophilidae
Gene: Hel89B
Product: TATA-binding protein-associated factor 172
Exons: 7
Coding region: 712-6558 (1948 amino acids)
Molecular function (GO): ATP hydrolysis activity; DNA binding; ATP-dependent chromatin remodeler activity
Source: RefSeq, a predicted model, not a curated record